Messenger RNA from Chelonia mydas (Green sea turtle), 2477 nucleotides. It is a transcript of the gene NUBP2, whose product is annotated as nucleotide binding protein 2. Gene Ontology annotation, biological process: iron-sulfur cluster assembly. Gene Ontology annotation, molecular function: ATP binding; ATP-dependent FeS chaperone activity; 4 iron, 4 sulfur cluster binding. Gene Ontology annotation, cellular component: cytosol. Bases 975 to 1610 code for a protein of 211 amino acids. Lineage: Eukaryota; Metazoa; Chordata; Testudines; Cheloniidae. The record is from RefSeq and is a predicted model, not a curated record. The transcript is spliced from 7 exons.
GCUGUAACCAUGGGAGUUUAAUACAAGCCUGGAGUGGCCAGUAUUAAUUUUUAGAAUCCUUGCGGGCCCCCACUUCUGCACUCGACAUGCCAGAGUGGGGAAUCAGCCUUGACAGGGCUUAAGCAUGACCUAGGGCACUGAGCAGCUUGGCGGUGUCAGGACUGCAGUGGUUUUGUGUGCGUCCACCAGGAGGGAUGUAGGCACCUAUGCAGUUAGACAGCAGCUGAAUAGGGGGUUUGAGGAUCUCGGAGUCCCCCUACAUGUUAGCUGCCAUUUUAGGUACCUAAGGCUAUGUCCUUUUGUGGAUCUAGCCUUUGGAACUCGCUGUUUUCUCUAGUCCUUGGCCCCUUUGAGAGAACAAUAACAAUGCUAACCUUGUAAAUGCCACCUAAUAUGCUCCCCAACUAUAUGACAAUAGACAAUUCAUCUGUAUACAACCAAAGAGGUUUUAAAAAUUAUGGGGGAGAGAGAGAACCUACAUAAAAGGAUGUUAGAUAUUAAACACCUACGGAAAUGUCUUGCAAUUUCUUUCUUUCAUUACAAAGGAGAAAGAAAGCAGAGAUCUGUGCUAUGAGUUACCUUUGAUUGAGUUCCUGAUUACUUCUCCCAUGAUCAAAGCAGGCUCCAUCUCAAGAUGAAGUCUGUUUUUCUCACUCAGCUUGUUCUUCAGUAAAAUGAAGUCUUCCUCUUCCUUGAUUGCUAUUUUAUAUUUCCUGAAACACUGGAAAACCCCUCUGAAGCAAGAGAUCACAUCUUUCUCUCACGUGCUGCUUCUGACAGUUCAGGUUCAGCGAACAGAACCAGUCUGAGAGAGAGGUAACCUGGCUGGAGUUGGACACAUCCUUCUGGUGCUCUCAGGAAAAGGAGGCGUGGGAAAAAGCACCAUCUCCACCGAGCUGGCUCUGGCUUUACGGCAUGCUGGGAAGAAGGUGGGGAUCCUGGAUGUGGACCUAUGUGGCCCCAGCAUCCCUCAAAUGCUCAAAGUCCAGGGCAAGGGUGUGCACCAGUGUGACAGUGGCUGGGUGCCUGUCUUCGUCGACCAGGACAAAAGCAUCUCUCUCAUGUCGAUUGGCUUCUUGCUGGAGAAGCCAGACGAUGCUGUGGUUUGGAGAGGACCCAAGAAAAACGCUUUGAUAAAGCAAUUUAUCUCCGAUGUGACCUGGGGAGAACUUGACUUCCUUAUUGUGGAUACGCCUCCGGGGACCUCGGAUGAGCACAUCUCCACGGUGGAAUCCCUUCGCCAAUACAAGCCCCUCGGGGCAGUCCUGGUCACGACGCCACAGGCGGUGUCUAUAGGGGAUGUCAGACGAGAGCUGACAUUCUGUAAGAAGACAGGAUUGCGAGUGAUCGGGAUUGUAGAGAACAUGAGUGGUUUCGUCUGCCCGCACUGUUUGGAGUGCACAAACCUCUUUUCCAAAGGGGGCGGUGAAGAGCUGGCCAGGCAUGCCGGAGUCCCAUUCCUAGGGUGUGUUCCCCUUGAUCCCCAGCUCACCCAGAGCUUGGAGGAAGGCAGAGAUUUCAUCCAGGAGUUUCCCAAGAGUUCUGCCUUCCCUGCCCUUGCUCACAUCGCCCAGCAGAUCUUGGACAGGACAUCCCCUCAGGGCUCCUGAGUGUGUUUCUAAGGCUGGACUCGCGUUGGCCGCCUCUUUGCAGCACUGUCAGCCGUGGACCAAGCCGAUGGGGAAUGUCAAAGCUAUUUUAAAACAUUUUGGGGGGGAGAGGGUGUCAUUGGUACCAGUUUGCAGAGAUCUGGGAAAGGGAAGUGACGCCAUCACUACUAAAGCCUUGAAGAGACCUUGCUAGAGCUUACCAUUGCUCUCUAAGGGGGCGUGUACAUUUGCAACACCAUUUGCCUUCUGAAUAGAUGAGCACUAUGGCCAUCUUGGAAUGGGCUAUGGGGGCACAGGUGGUGCAGCUUUUUCUAGCCACACAGAGAAUGUUUCAUCUGCCCAUGAACUCCUGCAAAGUUAGUACGCUGUGAAGAUGGCCACUCCCAGGCUGUGGUGCUGCUGCUCAUUUCUGCAGUAUUCUUGGCUCUGUAAAUUGUGUGUGGCCAUUGGUCUCUGCGGCAAAUACUGGUAGUGAUCCAGGACAGGAAAUCCUUCCCUUAUUGAACAGAAUAGCACCAGCAAUCUCCACCCCCCGACUCCUGCUACCUUCCCCCAGUUGCUUCUGUAGUGCUGCACACAUGGUACUUCCUAGUUCACAGUGACUGCUGUCAGCUUCAUGCCAGACCCUCUGACCCUAGAUCCUAGCUGAGCCAUUUCACUCUGAAGCCACAAGUAUUUGGCACAGAAUAUGCCUAUGAAGGCGUGUGUGAUGACAUCAAGUCUCUACAGGAGCUCUGAAGUCUGUUUACUGAGUCUGUGUCUUAUCACUUACUUAAGGAACACACCAUUUUUUGGCUCCCUGAAAGGUUUCAGGGCUCAGGAAUAUUUGUAAAGGCUACAGACAUUAAAUAAUGUUUUCUUACCAUC